Molecule: messenger RNA, 642 nt
Organism: Paramecium sonneborni
Lineage: Eukaryota; Ciliophora; Oligohymenophorea; Peniculida; Parameciidae
Source: the annotation of a GenBank genome assembly
AUGAAUUUGUUUCGUCCUCCUCUAACUUCUUUUAUAAAAACUCUUUCAGAUCCAUAAUUAGAAUCAGAAUAAUUUAUGAUUGGUAAUGAAUCUAUAACAAGCAAGAAGGAUAUGAUUAAAUAGUUACAAGAGUAAAUCAUGCAUUUUAAGGAGGCUCACAAUUUUACAUAGUCUGAAAUAGAAGUGAUAAGAUAAUUUGAAUUACUUCUAGAAAACAAACAAAAAAGAAGAGCCUUUGAGAUUAAUAUCCAUAGUCAAACCCAAGAUUUAGUAAGGAAAAAGAAAUCAGAAUAAUUUAGACAAAAGCGUACAAAAAGAAGAGCUAACAUUAUGGUAUAUGCUAAGAAAUUAAAUGCAGCAUAAAAUAGAUUUAGAAUAUUAGGUCAAUUUAUAUCAAAUAAGGAAAUUCAAAUUAUAUAAGAAACUUUUGGAUAACAUGUCUUUAGUGAUAGUCGUAAUUUUACUCUCAAAAUUGGAAGAGCAUUAAAAAAUAAAUUUGGAUACGAAUACUAUGAUAAAUCUCAAGUGAUAAAAGAAAUUUUAAAACUAAAAAAACAACAAGACUAGAUUUUGAGUCGUAUAUAGGGAAAGAAAUAAAUAUUUUGCAUAAAAACUAAAUAAUUAAAAUAAUAAUAAUCAUGA